AAUUUACCGUGUUUAGGUUUCAGUGUCAAUUUCCUGUUUCAACACAACGUAGAAAAAAUAUUGUGAAAAACGUUUUGUAAAAUUGACUUAUUGUACUGUUCAUCAAGUGUAAAAUCAGGUGUUUAAAACACUAGAAAUGGGGAGAUACAGCUCCAGCCCUGACGUCAGAAGAAGGAAAGCUUCAUACUCUAGCAGUGAUUCCUCAGAUGACAGUUCACACAAUAGCAAAAGGUCACCAGACAGACAACAAAAGAAAUCUAAGAACAGUCAGAGGAAUAGACGUUCAAGAUCAAGAUCAUUUGAUAGAAAAAGACGCUCUCGGUCAAGGUCAUAUGAGAGAAAAAGGGAUUCUCAUUCUAGGUCAAGUUCACCUAAAAGGAAAAGACGUUCAAGGUCAAGGUCGUUUGAUAAAAAGAGGCGCCUGAAAUCUAGAUCACCUGAUAGGGGAAGAAAUUCUAAUGGUUAUUUACACUCAGACAAACGUUCAGCUAAGUCACCUCAGAGAUACAGGUCAAGGUCACCAUCACCUCAGAGAUACAGGUCAAGGUCACCAAUUUUUGAACCAUCUUCAUCUAGAGGGGAUAUGUAUGGACAUGAUGAUAGGUCGUCUCCAAGGAGAUUCAACAGAGAGGAGGGGAAUAGUGACAGAUCACAUCAUUUUAACGGUCACGGCAGAACGGGGCGCUUUAACAGAGGUCAUAAUGGCAUGCUACCCGACUUUUUUGACAGACGCCGAGAAGAGAGAGAAAGAAUAGGAGAGAUGGGUAUCUUUGAAUGCUGGGGCCAGUCACCGACACAUGCCACUAUUUCAGACUCAGAGUCCGAAUCAGACAGUGACAAGUCAGCUGCCAGUGGUUCUUCUUCAGAGGACAAAAAGAAAAGAAACAAAAAGAAAAAGAAGAAGGAGAAAAAACACAAGAAGAAAAGUGCUAAGAAUAAGAAGAACAAGAAAAAGAAAUUAA
This is a messenger RNA of Saccostrea cuccullata (small rock oyster), 962 nucleotides long. RefSeq names its product NKAP family protein CG6066-like. The transcript is spliced from 6 exons. The record is from RefSeq and is a predicted model, not a curated record. NCBI's taxonomy places the organism in Eukaryota, Metazoa, Mollusca, Bivalvia, Ostreida, Ostreidae. The annotation marks the transcript as partial.